Stylophora pistillata is the source of this 4137-nucleotide messenger RNA. RefSeq lists its product as uncharacterized. Gene Ontology annotation, cellular component: plasma membrane. Lineage: Eukaryota; Metazoa; Cnidaria; Anthozoa; Scleractinia; Pocilloporidae. Gene Ontology annotation, molecular function: protein binding; G protein-coupled receptor activity. The record is from RefSeq and is a predicted model, not a curated record. Gene Ontology annotation, biological process: negative regulation of angiogenesis; cell surface receptor signaling pathway; G protein-coupled receptor signaling pathway.
AUGUUUAUUGUAGCUUGUAAAAAUGGAUGGAAGCUUUAUCAGUCAUCUUGUUAUAAGUACUCGAACCGUCAAAGCAGAUGGACUGAUGCUGAAAGUCUUUGCCAGAAGGACGGAGCACAUCUCGCGAAAAUUACCAGUGAACAGGAACAAGAUUUCGUCUUUGGCCUAGGUGUUGAUCAAACGUUUCAAAUCUGGAUCGGUUUGCGGGCGCAAGGAUCCUCAGGAAAGUUCAUUUGGACAGAUGGAUCGCCAAUUGGUAACUUUAAUUUCUGGUCGGCGGGUGAGCCCACUCAAGGUUCUGACAUUUGUGUGGAAAUGCUUCGUAAUGAUAUUCGAGGGCGGUGGCAAACUGGCCAGUGUACAAUCAAACACAGUUCAUAUGUGUGUGAGAAAGAGAGAGCAUGUAACAUUGCAGGAGCAAGUGGUGAUUGUAAGACUGAUUUUGAAAUACCUAAGCUCAUGAAGUCUUGCCCAAGCGAAGAGAUCAUCUCAGCACCAUAUGAUCAUAGCGUGAGGUUUUCAUGCGAAGCACCUGGUUUUCCAAGACCCACAGUCACGUUUCUUAUUAACGGGGUAGAUUCGUAUGAGGUAAUUAACGAUAGUCACACAAUCAUGGAGCCUUACAAGACAACUUUAACGUAUUUUGUGACAAUGCCGUCUGACGUGGAGUGUCACAUCUCCAACAGAAUGGGCAGCACCUUUUGGAGAAUAAGAGUUAAUUUGAAAGAUGAUAAUCCGUCAUUUCUCAAAGCCGUCUUAAAACUAACGAAUGAGACUUUCACGUCUGAUCUCAAUAAUCCUUUGUCUGAGAAAUUUAACACACUGGCAGCUUGGCUGGAGAAUAUCCUAAUGUCUUUUUACGCAGGUGUUCUUGGUUUCAGAGAUGUGGAAGUUGUAAGAUUCAGAAAUGGAAGUGUCGUGGCAGACAUGCUCCUGUCUACGGCGAAUGGAACUUCAUCAGUAGUUCAGAAAAAACUCCUUGAGGCUGUGCGCUCGAAAAGCUUGCGAAAUUUUGAAGUUGAUUCGUUUGGCGCCGUGACAGCGUGUGCAAAGGAAUUUUUUAACGUGUCUUGGAGUGGUACUUUUGAGGGAGAAUUUGCCACACAGAACUGUCCCAGAGGAGCAACGGGUGUGGCCAAAAGGAAAUGCCUUAACGGCGGUGUGUGGGGAUACCCUGACUACGGAGAUUGCACCAGUGAGGAAUUCCAUCAACUGCAAGAAAAGAUGAACGGCUUGUUCACCUCAUCAAAUCCCUCUAACGGAAAACUCACAGCUAUUAUCACUGAGCUUUCUUCUCUAACUCAACCGAAGAAAUACGAUUCUGUGAUGGCUGGAAAUAUCAAGACAUCGACGCAGAUUUUACAAAAUGUGGUCUUUUACAACAAAAAGUUUUCUGACAGUCGGGAAACGGUGUCAGCAAAUAUCGAGGGAUUUCUACAGACCGUUAGUAAUCUCCUCCACACGAACAAUCUCAGAGAUUUCCAGCGCCUUCAAGAGACCGAUAGCACUACAACUGAUUUGACCAGAAUAAUCGAGGAUUAUGGACUUCAGGCAGCUGCUGGACACGAAAAAACCGAAAGGCAAAGCGUGGUGAAAGAUAACAUAGCUAUGGAAACAAGACUUGUGCCUGGCAAUGUGCAAGAACCUUUGGUGUUUCCAAGUCAUUCAGAUUAUGAGGAUGGCAUCCUCUCUUCACCAGCAUGGGCUAAAAGUGGAAAGCAGUUUAUCGAGUUACCAGUAGAAAAAUUCAAUCGACAAUCCCAUCGUUUAGCAAACGGAACAAAUGUAGCCAGUUUUCUUUUCAGAACAUUGACUCCAUUUUUGUCACAGCAGAGUGCAUUCGAACAAUUUGGUAAGGGGUCUAGCGUGGUAUCACGUAUAAUUGCCAGCUCGGUGCAGCCACCUGUUGUGAAACUCGAGAACCAUGUUGUGGUUGACUUCUUUGGUAUUCAGGAAAACAAUGGCAGUGUGUUUUGCGUUUAUUGGGAUUAUAACAUAAAUUCCAGAGGCGGAGGUUGGUCGAAAGAUGGCUGUAAGCUGGCGUCACAUAAAAAUGAUACAGUCACUUGUAAAUGUAACCACUUGACAAAUUUUGCUGUUUUGAUGGAUCCGUCUGGGAUAUCCUCUGAGCACCCGGUACACCAAGAAUCUUUGAGAUACAUCUCUGUAUUUGGUUGUUCCCUUUCGCUGUUGGGAAUUAUUGUUACACUUAUUCUUCACUGCGUUUUAUGGAGAAUAUUAAAGUCUCACAAGACAGUGAUCCAUGUCAAUCUGUGUAUCGCACUUUUGGCUGCAAACGUUCUUCUUCUAAUCGGAUCAGCAUCCACAGAGAACGAGGUUCUUUGCAAAGUAAUCUCCGCCUUGCUUCACUUUUUCUAUCUGAGUGCUAUAUUUUGGAUGCUGGUCGAGGGAAUACAGAUAUAUUCUUCACUUGUUAAAGUAUUCGGUGGGGGAAGCAAACAAAAAUAUUUCUAUCUUCUUGGCUGGGGUUUUCCGCUGUUGUACGUUACGAUAUGUCUAGCAAUCACAAGGACAGAAGGAUACGGAGGAGAUAAAACAUGCUGGCUAUCUAUCUCAUCUGGGUUAAUUUGGACAUUUAUAGCCCCUUCCCUUGCUGUUGUGUCGGUAAAUUGCAUUAUAUUUGUAUUGGUUUUACGGGCCAUGAUGACGAGUCACAAAAUGAUUGGGGCUCAAGACAAAGAAAAAAUCAAACUUGGUAUAAAGUGUUCUAUUGUGCUUCUUCCUCUUCUCGGGAUCACGUGGGUGUUUGGGGUCUUAGCGUUUGAUCAAGCCACAGUGGUAUUCCUGUACCUAUUUGCAAUCUUCAACUCGCUUCAGGGCUUCUUCAUAUUUGUUUUCCACUGUUUAUUCGAUCAACAGGUUAGGUCAGCAAUAAUGACAUGGAAAAGAAAACGUCAACAAGCAGCUUACGCUUCAGGUGUUGAUGCGAUGCAAAAGAGCAAACCAGUAAGCUGUAGUCUCACAACGGAGAGGUUACCAAGCCAUGGCGUUAGAAUGACUGAUUUGAGAAACAAGGCAAAUUAUCAGAACUACAGACGUAGUGGAGAAAUGAAUGGAAACUUCUCAUAAUUCAAGUGGACGAAAGAGAAGCCAAAGAAUUAAUAAAUUAAUUGAAAAGACAACAACGAAGACAUGAAUAGAGCGAAAUGGUGACAUUGAAUCGGGACGAUGGAUUUCGUAAUAUAUUAAAUAUGAAGCACAUUGGCUAUUCAUCGUGAAUUGAAUUUCAACCAACCAAAGAGCAGAGGAGAUUUCAGUCCACGGCUUACACAAAUUCUAGGUUGCUUUGAAUUAAAAAAAUCAAUAGCUGAUUAUUGCGGAGAGGAAGUCCCACGUUAUUGAGCGUUAGCAGUUAUUUAUCGCACAAUGCUAGCCUCUAGAAUUCUUGCAUUAUCAAAGAACUUAGGUUUUAAAAUUCGUGUUUAAGUAUAAGACAAGUUGAUCGUGUUUUGAUCGAAGCGGACCAAGAUCAAUCUAAAUUACUUAUAGAAUUUAACUUUAAGACUAUAAUAUAAAAGACGUUUGUAAAUGCCACAUUCAAUUUAUUUUCCACAGUUUUUUUGGUAUAAAUCUCAUAUUUAAUGUACUUCUUAGCUGAUAUUAAAAGCAGUAUUUCUUUUCCUUUAGAUUCCUUUUUUUUUUUACAAUUGAUUUAUUUCUACGCUUAGAGAACUAAAACAAGAACUCGUUAACGUCAGUGAUUAUAUUUUCGUUGAAAUUUUUCUUUGUUUUUCUUUGUGAAUAGAGACUGACAUGGUUUAUCUAUGAAACUUAAGAUUGCUGAUGAAGGUGUAAUAGGAACACACAUUGUCGUUCAUAUUUGAGUUCCGAACCUGAGUAAUGAAAGUUCAAAAAAAAACUUGAAAAACAUGAUCAUGAAUGAUUUAAAAAUGAUUUAUACUAGAAAAUUACAUUAGUUAUCGAAUAUAGUUCUCAACUUUUUCCAGAAGUAUGGCAAAGAGUGUGCAUGCCUUACCUAUUGAGAUAAAUAUAUGCAAACGCGGUGGUUAUCAACGAUACAAAAUACUGCAAAAAUCCGUGCAUGAAAUUUAAUGUUUUUAUACUGAGUACAGAGCUCUCAUCCCAUAGUUCCAAAUAAAAGACUUUUUUCGUCGA